UCUGAGUGUGAACCGUUUAGUAAAGCAAAUAAGUACGAUGCUAGAAUCUGCGGUGAACGAGAUAAGUUUCCGUGCGAACUACAGGCCAAAGUUGUUGGUAACCAGUAGUGAUGUGCCGGUAAGCUACAUAGAUUUACUCAGACGCAAAUGUGAUGUUACGGUAUGCGAAGGAUCCACUCGAGAAGAUAUAUUGCGUGCCACUCCAGGAGCUGAAGGAAUACUAUGGUUGACAGCCGACAGGCUAGACGGCGAAGUACUGGAUCUAGCGGGUCCUCAGCUAAAAGUAGUUUCCACUAUGACUUCGGGUAUGGACUAUGUAGACGCAGAAGUCUUCCGACAGCGUAAAAUAGCACUGGGAAAUACUCCACAAGUUGUAAACAAUCCGGUUGCAGACAUUGCGAUAGGAUUGAUGAUUGCAGCAGCAAGACGGUUCCAUGAAGGUCGAGUGAAGAUCUUGAAUUCCGCGUGGGAACAACGACCCCAGUGGAUGCUGGGUCAGGAUGUGCCCGGUUCGACAGUAGGGAUCGUAGGUUUUGGUGGAAUCGGGCAAACAAUCGCUAAAAGAUUAAAAGGAUUCGAUGUCGGUCGGUUGCUGUAUACAGGUCAUAAAAUUAAACCAGAAGCCGAACAAUUUAAAGCCCAAUUUGUAACAUUCAAUGAGCUGCUAGCAGAAAGCGAUUUUGUGUUCAUUGCUUGUCCUAUGACAAACGAAACAGCCGGACUGUUCAACAGUAACGCAUUUAGUAAAAUGAAACCAACAAGCGUAUUAAUCAAUGUGGCUCGCGGUGGAAUAGUCGAUCAAACAGCACUGGUUGAAGCAAUCAAAAAAGGUGACAUUUUUGCAGCAGGGCUAGAUGUAAUGACCCCCGAACCGUUACCACCUACCGAUCCAAUCAUGGAUUUACCGAAUUGCAUUACCGUACCGCAUCUGGGAACUGCUACUAGAAAAAGCCUCGAAGACAUGUUUUGCAUAACCGCUCGUAACGUGUUAUCCGUCCUGGCAGGUGGAAAACCUGUAGCCUCUUACAUCUAAUAUUUCACUUUUCGUUAUGAAUUGAAUAAGACAAUA
Molecule: messenger RNA, 1069 nt
Organism: Sabethes cyaneus
Lineage: Eukaryota; Metazoa; Arthropoda; Insecta; Diptera; Culicidae
Product: glyoxylate reductase/hydroxypyruvate reductase-like
Exons: 3
Coding region: 38-1033 (331 amino acids)
Cellular component (GO): cytosol
Molecular function (GO): glyoxylate reductase (NADPH) activity; NAD binding; hydroxypyruvate reductase [NAD(P)H] activity
Source: RefSeq, a predicted model, not a curated record